Messenger RNA from Dibothriocephalus latus, 180 nucleotides. Lineage: Eukaryota; Metazoa; Platyhelminthes; Cestoda; Diphyllobothriidea; Diphyllobothriidae. The record is from the annotation of a GenBank genome assembly.
UUUCCUAUAAUACACCUGGACCCUUCUGAUGCGCUUGCAGCCUGCAUAACUGCGAAGGAAGCCGGUCUCUUGGAGCCACAAGACCCACCAGAUCAGAAAGUCAACUACGGUGUCUUACUCCUGCAGGCAAUAUUCGAGCACUGGCCCAAGGCUGCUGUCUGCAAUGAUGUCGACGGUUAG